Messenger RNA from Impatiens glandulifera, 714 nucleotides. RefSeq lists its product as uncharacterized. Lineage: Eukaryota; Viridiplantae; Streptophyta; Magnoliopsida; Ericales; Balsaminaceae. The record is from RefSeq and is a predicted model, not a curated record. The transcript is spliced from 2 exons. Bases 13 to 351 code for a protein of 112 amino acids.
GAAGAAGAAAAAAUGUCUCAAAUCAAACGGGGUCAAGGCAGCAAGCCACCAAGACAGCGCUUUCCCUUCCUUCUUCUCCAAGUCCAACACGCACCAGACGCUCCUUUCCAUUUUCAGCUUCGUCUGUUCUUUUCUCUCACCUGGAGGAGGAUCGCGAGGCGGCCGAAGAAGAAAUAUAAGAUAAAGGGGGAGAACGGUGUGGUUCUGAGGGGGGAGAAUCUUGAGCGAUUUUGGCAAAGGAAAGCUCGAAUAACCUCUUUUUCUGAUGCAUUAGAGGUAGAUCCCCCUUUAUUAGCUCUAGGGAUCAGCAAUAUUGUCUGCUUUGUGAACCUCUUCAGAGUGAUGCCCUGAGAGAAGCUAUUACUCAGUUAUCAACUGAUGCUAAUGAGAAGAAGCGCAACUUCACUGAAAGUGAUGAACUGCAGAUUGGGUUGAAGAAUAUGAUCCCCAGAAAGACAAGCGUUUCAGUGGUUCAGUAAAGUUGCCUCAUAUUCCUCCCAAGAUGAAGGUCUGCAUGCUUGGUGAUGCUCAGCAUAUUGUAGAGGUAAUUGUGUUGUUGAUGUUUCUGAAAUUAAUGGAUGCGGAGAAUAGGGAACUUUAUAAAAUUAUGUAUCUAUUUUUAUAAAACUAUUUGAUGAUUCCAUGGACCUUUAUAUUUUUCAAUGUGCAAGUGAUAGAGUGACUGCUCUUAUCAAAUUUAGCUUUUUGGUAGCA